CCGCCCACCCCGGCCCCUGCGGCGCGCGGAGGCCGUCUGCCUGUCACGUGGUCCCCGAGCUGGGCGCGGGCCGGAGGGGCGGAGCCGCUUGGCCGGGUUGCCCGGUAGCGCCGUGGCCAUGGCAACGUAUGUAAAGCCCGCGAGGGGGACGCGGGGCCGGGCCCUGACGGGAAGAGGAGACGCGACGGGAGGAGGUGGGGGAUGGCCCCAGCUCCUGGACUUAUAUGAUUACCUGAGAAUAUCAGCUUUGAUUUUUUAAAAGAAUCUCAACGCACAUUCUUGCUGUGCUACAUACAAGUCGCUUCAGUUAAAUGCAGACUCUUUGGGAUGGAGCGCAGACAGCUGGCAUGCAACACACUCCACAACAAAGAUGGGAAGAAGGGACAUUUUGGGCCAGUGACAUUGGGUCCUAACCUAGAAUAAAGAUGACUGCAAGAGAAACAGCUACGCGCAAAGGGACAAUUAUUCCUAAAUCCCGGAAGAGUUUACUUUCACUUGAUGUAAAUGCAGUGUCUCCACAGCAAAGAGAGAGGUAUCUGGCAUUUGCUGAGCCCACUGAGGAACCAGUGAAAUCCAUGCUGGCUUCAGACAUUCUUAUGAUGGAUAAAAUUUCACACGAGCACUCCAUGCGUGAAAGAGACGCAGAGCAAAAGAAGCAGGCCAGGGUCAUUGGGCUGCUCAAGGCUGCAGAAGCCCGGAACCGCCUUCGAAACGUGAGACUCCGAUUUCAGAACUUGAGAGCUCAGGAAAUAAACCAUCUGAUAGCCUGCCAGAAAACUGCCAGAGGCGCUGUGAGACUGGAGGUGUUUCUCCCACCCCGAAAGAACAUUCAGAAACUAGCAGAUAACUUGGACAGAGUUCAGAGGAGUAGAGUUGAAGCGAUACUAGAAGAUGAAAAUGGCGAAAUAUUCAUUAGAAGAACCUGAAACCUUGGAGGAGGUAGUUAGAAUAAAGUACCAUAGUGCCUGAACUGGGAGUGAGCCCCUAGGAGAGCUACAAGUUGUCUCAGCUACUGAUAAUUACUGUUCAAUAAACCACACCAGUUUCUUCUCAUGGGCAUCCAAAGACGUGCAACAAUUUAAACUAUGAUGGCAGAUCCACAGAACUUACCUAGAAACUGCUAAAGGAAUGGAAGAUUCAGCAUGGUGGGCCAAAUUCUAACUUCUCUUACACAGUUAUAAAUCCAGAAUUACUCGACUGACUUGACACCUCUUACUCUGGAUUUACCCCAGCAUUUCUGAGGUCAAAAUUUGUCCCUGCGGCCUUCCUCAGUAAGGUACUUACUUGAUUAGUUGGAAAUAGGGACCCUUUAGUGUUAAGCCAAAUUGUAUGUCUAACAAUGACUUUCAGCCUUUACUAUACAUGAGUGAGAAACCUCAGUGCCAUUACUAGCCUUUUCUUGUGAUGAGUCUUUGGUCUUGUAAUUUUAAAACUGUGAAAUAUUGAAAUACUGCUUGCUUAUAUAGUCAUGCCUGUAAUGUCCUUUAGCCUCCACAACUGAUAGACAGCAGGACACCCCUGCAUGUUUUGAGGUGUGUCAAAUAUCACCCUGUAAAAACCCUGCAAUAAAGGUAACAAUGGAUGCAACAAA
Molecule: messenger RNA, 1591 nt
Organism: Chrysemys picta bellii (western painted turtle)
Lineage: Eukaryota; Metazoa; Chordata; Testudines; Emydidae
Gene: LKAAEAR1
Product: LKAAEAR motif containing 1
Source: RefSeq, a predicted model, not a curated record